GAUGGCCAGCGGAACGGCUCCCCAGUAUCCUUACGGGAAGCACCCACAGGGAAGCAUUGGAUUCGGCACGAAAGAAUUGGUAAACGGAAACAAUCUCGAGAGCUGUCCGGUGGGAAGUUUUUGGACAAGUUUGAAGCAGUUGCUAGCCGAGACAUGUGCCCGGUCGUCUCCAGGAUAAUGCUCCGCACGGUAAAUAUCCUCGAGAGUCAUUCGGAACUCAUCGUAAACGUGCUGCCGAGAGGAAAUGAUAGCUCUUCAACGAACGAAACGGACCGCUCGGUGAAACAAGCGUACAGAAGCGUGGAGUGUGACGUGGACCCUUCCGAUCUGGGCGAACGCAUCGUCGGUGGACGGAAUGCACUGUACGGCGAUGCGCCGUUUCACGUGUCGUUGAGAAGCCUUUACCACGAGCGGCGGCACGGUUUCGGCAGUGGGUUGUUCUGUGGCGGGUCGCUGAUUACUGCCAGUCGCGUGCUGACCGCAUCGCACUGCUUCACCACGAAACCCUCCAACAUGGUGGUGGUGGCCGGUGUACUGAAUCGGUUCGAUCGAUCGAAGCGUAUGCAGCAGCGCCGUGUCUUGCGCUACCUGUCCCAUCCGGGCUGGCACGCAAGGACACUGGCCGCGGACAUUGGGCUUGUGGCGCUGGUGAGUCCUUUUCAGUGUGGUGGCGGUGUACAGCCGAUCGCACUGGCAAACCGUCCCCCGGUGGAUGGAGAGCCCUGUACCAUCUACGGUUGGGGUCAAACGGAGGAAGGUCGUAAGCAGCGCUUCCAGCCCGUCUGUCUGCAGAAGGCCAGUGUGAGCGUGCUGGGGUUGGAGCGGUGCAAUCGUUCGCUUCACACGGUCGUUACCGUGCCGGACGGUACGCUCUGUGCCGGGAGCUUCGACGGAGGGGUUGACUCCUGCCAGGGCGAUUCGGGCGGUCCGCUGGUUUGUGGAGGCGGCGGUGCACUUUAUGGCAUCGUUAGUUUCGGUUGGGGCUGCGGGAGGGCCAACUUCCCCGGUGUGUACACCGAUGUGUUCCAGUAUCGGGGCUGGAUUGUGGAGGCGCUGGACAGUGAUCCAAGGACGUGGAUUGGUGCCGGUGGCACGGUGGUCUUUGCCCCAGUACGCUGGAGCACUGCUGUGGGUGUAAUAAUAAUGUUUAGCACCGAGCUGCUGGUGCUACUGCCGUCGUAAACCGUCUGAACUGAGUGCCGUCGAGUCCAUUUUCUUCGAGUUUGGUGUUUGGUGGGCAGCAAAAUAAGGAACUGUCAAUUAUUCCGCGGAGAGUUUAGAAUCUAAAGGAGUUGUGGCACUAGAGCGUGCGAGCAAAGUGUCAGACUGGGGGGAAUUAUUUGGAGACCAAGAGGAACACAAACAUCACAAAAAUGGAGAACU
This is a messenger RNA of Anopheles gambiae (African malaria mosquito), 1383 nucleotides long. Its product is annotated as trypsin. The annotation marks the transcript as partial. The transcript has 2 exons. The record is from RefSeq and is a predicted model, not a curated record. NCBI's taxonomy places the organism in Eukaryota, Metazoa, Arthropoda, Insecta, Diptera, Culicidae. Gene Ontology annotation, molecular function: serine-type endopeptidase activity. Gene Ontology annotation, biological process: proteolysis.